Molecule: messenger RNA, 1313 nt
Organism: Syzygium oleosum
Lineage: Eukaryota; Viridiplantae; Streptophyta; Magnoliopsida; Myrtales; Myrtaceae
Product: F-box/LRR-repeat protein At5g02910-like
Exons: 3
Coding region: 203-787 (194 amino acids)
Source: RefSeq, a predicted model, not a curated record
CAAGCACUGGCUCCGCAUCGCGGAGUAGCACUGCGCGGAGGAUCUUCGCCUGCGGCUGGUUGCCUGUUCGGCCGGGUUCAGAUAUAAACCGCCGCAGUUGUUGUAUUGCUUGAGUGGGUUGGUGCGCCUGGAAGUCAGUGCGUGCUGUUUCUCGUUGGACGGGGCUACUAGAAUUUGGUGGCCUCUUCUUAAGGUCUUGUCGAUGGAAGAUGUGGAGUUGAGCGAUGAUAUCCUCGGGAGAAUUCUCAGGGGAAGUCCUGUUUUAGAGUCCCUUGAGUUGCGUGGGUGCUGGGGCAUGAAGAACAUUGUAAUAGAUUCUUCAACAAGUGUGAAAGACUUGCUACUCAUCGGCGGCAGUUUCUCUAACUUGGAGAAAACUAGGGCCCCGCAUUUGCUGUCGUUGUGUGUAUCGGGGACAUGGUAUCCACUCAAGGGACGAGAGGAUAUAUCACUUGACAAUGUAUCUUCUUUGGCGGAAGCCAAGUUAGAUUUUGUCAUUCCAACUGGUUGGCCUGUUGCUAAGAGGAUGUGCCGCGACUUGUUGAAGGAACUUCUCGAGAAGCUGCGCGGAGUUCCUACAAUCACCAUUGGUGGUUGCUGUUUGCAGAUAAUGUCCCAUUUGGAGAUGGAAGGAGUGCCAUCUCCAUUGCCAAAAUGUCAGAAUCUGAUACUAGAGGCACCGGUUAGUCAACUGAACCUUCCCGAGAUAGCAUACAUGCUGCGAAGUUCACAGUGCCUGGAAAAAUUAUUCAUACACUUGACUAACCUCCCCCGAUCGAAGUUUUAGCUUGAGCUUGAUGAAGAAUCUGAAGAUCGUGUUAACUUUGACGAAGAAGAAUUACUGUGCUUACGGAAGGGGAACUUGGAAUGUUUGGCAGAACAUCUCAAGAGAGUUGAGAUCAGCGGCAUUGGAGCUGAUAGAUUUGGGUCGAACCAUCUGCUCGCCCUGAUUAAGUUCCUUCUUGGGGAUGCACUUGUGCUGGAGAAGUUGGUUAUCGAGGUUAAAUUGGCCACACACUUUGUUCCGUGCAAACUACUUGGUGCGAAAAAAAUGUGCUCAGAUUUUGAAAAGCGUCCGAAAAUGCCAAGGUUAUCUUCGAUUGGUGUCUUGGUAUAAGCAUAUGAAAGUCCGGGUUUCUCGUUGAUCUCAUGGCUACGCUCAUUUGUAUUAACACUCUUUUCACAGUAAAGUUACGUGAAGCGACUGUAUUGAGUUUUUAACACGUAUCUAAUUUGCUCUUGUUUCGAGUUUUAUUCUAGUUGUAAACAUGAUCCUGUCGAGGAAAGAGGUUCAUAUUAGUGUUUUGGUUCAA